Messenger RNA from Westerdykella ornata, 3072 nucleotides. Its product is annotated as Pro-apoptotic serine protease NMA111. NCBI's taxonomy places the organism in Eukaryota, Fungi, Ascomycota, Dothideomycetes, Pleosporales, Sporormiaceae. The transcript is spliced from 3 exons. The record is from RefSeq and is a predicted model, not a curated record. Gene Ontology annotation, molecular function: protein binding; serine-type endopeptidase activity. Gene Ontology annotation, biological process: proteolysis. The coding region runs from base 1 to 3072 and encodes 1023 amino acids.
AUGGAUCAACAUGCCGACACACCCGAAGCCCGCACCAAGCGCAAACAUCCUCCCACCCCCUCCAACGAGCGGCCCAUGAAGCAAAUCAAGGCACAACCCGAUCCACACGGCCGCAAUGGCACCCUGAGCAUGGACGAACCGCCGUCGUCGGCUUCCGAAGUCAGCCUCGAAGAGCUACCCCCCACACACAUCGCCGGAGCAGUUCACGAUACGGCUGAGUGGCAAAGGACGAUAGAACAUGUGGUCAAGAACGUCGUGUCGAUACACUUCUGCCAGACAUGCUCGUUCGACACCGAUGCGGCUGUCACGUCGGAGGCGACUGGAUUCGUGGUGGAUGCAGAGCAGGGCUACAUCCUUACAAAUCGACACGUUGUUGGCGCAGGUCCCUUUAUCGGUUAUUGCAUUUUCGACAAUCAUGAAGAGUGCGACGUUUGGCCUGUAUACCGCGACCCCGUUCACGAUUUCGGUAUCCUCCGUUUCGACCCCAAAGCGAUCAAAUACAUGCCGUUAUCCGCCCUCCAGCUGCGCCCAGACCUAGCAAAAGUGGGUGUGGAAAUCCGAGUAGUGGGAAAUGACGCCGGAGAGAAACUUAGUAUCCUGUCUGGAGUUAUCAGUCGUUUGGAUCGGAAUGCUCCCGAAUACGGCGAGGGAUACUCCGAUUUCAACACCAAUUACAUACAGGCUGCAGCGGCUGCCAGCGGAGGCAGUUCUGGCAGUCCUGUCGUGAAUAAGGAUGGAUUUGCAGUCGCACUACAGGCUGGAGGUAGAGCAGAUGGAGCAGCGACGGAUUAUUUUCUGCCCCUUGACCGACCCCUCCGGGCCUUGGAGCUGAUUCGGAAGGGCGAGCACGUCUCCAGAGGCACGAUCCAGACUCAAUGGCUGAUGAAGCCGUUCGACGAGUGUCGGAGGCUGGGUCUGUCACCCAAGUGGGAGAAGGCGAUGCGCACACACUUUCCCAAGGAGACCGGUAUGCUCGUCGCCGAAGUCGUGCUGCCGGAUGGGCCUGCGUCCAAGAAGAUCGAAGAGGGUGAUCUGCUCAUCAAGGUCAAUGGCGAGCUCCUCACUCAGUUUAUCCGGUUGGACUCUAUUCUCGACGACAGCGUUGGCAAGAAAGUCAACAUGCUGAUUCAAAGAGCUGGCGAGGAUAUUGAGAUUGAAUUGGACGUUGGCGACCUGCACAGCAUCACACCCGACCGCUUCGUUUCAGUUGCUGGCGCUUCCUUCCACGACCUCUCCUACCAGCAAGCUCGGCUUUACGCGAUUUCACUGAAGACCAAGGGCGUCUAUGUGUGCGAAGCAGCUGGCUCGUUCCGCUUCGCUGAUGGAUAUUCAUCCGGAUGGCUUGUUCAGGAGGUGGACAAUCAGCCUACCCCUGACCUCGACACAUUCAUCGAGGUGAUGCGGAAUAUCCCCGACAGGAAGCGAGUAGUCAUCAAGUAUAAACACCUAAGGGACCUCCACUCAUCCAGCAUUUACAUCUCGGCUAUCGAUCGGCACUGGCACCCCACGAUGAGACUCGCGAAACGCAACGACACCACGGGCUUGUGGGAUUUCAGCAAGCUUGCCGAGGCCGUUCCCGCACUCCCACCCACUCCUGCACGAGCGAACUUUGUGAAGAUCAACUCAAAGUAUCAGGAGGCUGUCGACAUCGUGCGUAGCUUUGUCCGUGUAAGCGUCUCCAUGCCGGUGAAGCUCGAUGGCUUCCCCAAGACGCAUAAGCAGGGCUAUGGUCUGGUUGUAGAUGCCGAGCAAGGUCUCGUCCUGGUCUCUCGAGCACUCAUCCCGUAUGACCUGUGCGAUAUAUCCCUCGUCAUUGCCGAGUCAAUCUUCGUUGAUGCGAAGAUUGUCUUCCUGCAUCCCCUUCAAAACUACGCCAUCAUCAAGUACGACACUUCGCUGGUGAACGCACCGGUCAAGACCCCGAAAUUCUCCACAGAGCCUAUCAGGAAGGGCGACGACACCAUCUUCUUUGGGCUGAACCAGAACUUCCGCCCAGUCGUCACCAAGACAGUCGUGACGGAUAUCUCGUCCGUUGCCAUCCCCGCAAGUGUGGUGGUACCUAGGUAUCGGGCCAUCAACUUCGACGCCAUCACAGUAGAAACCAACCAAGCCUCCCACAGCGCCUCCGGUGUCCUGAUGGCUGAAGAUGGAACUGUCCAGGCGCUCUGGCUAUCCUAUCUUGGUGAGCGCACCUCCCAUAGCGGUAAGGAUGUCGAGUAUCACCUCGGUCUCGACGCGCAGAUGGUUCUUCCUGUCCUUAAGCAGAUCCAAAGCGGGAAGACUCCUAAGCUGCGAAUUCUUAACGUGGAGUUCCAGCCCAUGCAAAUCAGCCAUGCCCGUAUCAUGGGAGUUAGCGAAGAAUGGCUUGCGAAGACAGAACAAGAAGACCCAGAACGACAUCAACUCUUCAUGGUCCGCAAGGUCGACUCGGGCCACCAAGGCAUCGAGGAAGGAGACAUCCUCCUCACGCUCAACGGCAAACUCAUCACCCGCUCCUCCGACCUCGACAUCAUGUACAACAACGAAUAUCUCGACGCGCUCGUCGUGCGGAAAAAGCAGGAGAUGACGCUCAAAGUCCCCACGGUCCCCACCGAGGACCUCGAAACUGACCGCGUCGUCCUCUACUGCGGCGCCACGCUCCACAGACCGCACCAAGCCGUCCGCCAGCAAAUCAGCAAAGUGCAUUCCGACGUCUACAUCUCGUCUCGCGCGCGCGGGUCGCCGGCGUACCUGUACGGCCUCUCGAGCACGAAUUUCUUGACUCAUGUGAAUAACGUGCCCACGCCCGAUCUAGACGCCUUUUUAAGGGAAGUCAAGAAGGUGGGGGAUAACGAGUACUUCCGCCUCAAGGUCAUGACGUUUGACGAUGUGCCGUGGGUCUGCACGAUGAAGAAGAACGAGCAUUAUUUCCCGACGAUUGAGUUCGUCAAGGAUGCCGGGGAGCCGCUGGGGUGGAGGAAGAUUAUUCAUGAGUGUGAUGAGGGGGGUUCGAGGGAUGGGGGUAUGGUGGAGGAGAUGGAGGUCGAUGGGAGUGUGGAGAGUGCUUUGGAGCCGGAGCCAAGGGGGGAGUAG